AUUAGACCAACAUGUUGUUCAGAUUAAAUUGUCCUUUGGUUGGAUGUUUAUUUCUUUUAACAGCAACAAUUACAAUUGUCUCUUGUGAUGAAGAGGAAGGUGAAUUGAAGAUUGAUGUUACUCACAAACCGACAAAAUGUGAUCGUGUUACUAGUAAAGGUGAUUUACUUAAAAUGCAUUACCGAGGAACUUUAUUAGAUGGAACUGAAUUUGAUUCUAGUUACUCUCGUAAUGAACCUUUCCAAUUUCAAUUGGGAAUUAAUCAGGUAAUCCAAGGAUGGGAUCAAGGAUUACUUGAUAUGUGUGUCGGUGAAAAGAGGAAAUUAACUAUUCCUUCACACCUUGGCUAUGGUGACAAUGGUGCUGGUAAUAAGAUCCCACCUAAAGCAACAUUACUCUUUGAGGUUGAAUGUGUUUCCAUUGAAGAUGGUCCACCACCGGUCAAUGUUUUCAAAGAAAUUGAUUCCAACAGUGAUAAUCAACUUUCAAGGGAAGAAAUUAGUGAAUAUCUAACUAAACAAUUACCUAAUGUUCCCGAUUCAACAUUGAAAGAUCUCCCUGACCAUGACAAUUUGAUUGAAGAAAUUUUCCAAAAUGAGGAUAAAGAUCGAAAUGGUUAUAUUUCUCACAAAGAAUUCACUGGGCCUAAACAUGACGAGCUUUGAACAAAUUCUCACAAUGUUAAUAGAUGCAAUUAACUUUUUUUUUAUUAGUAUAAUAAUAAUAAUCUCCAAUCAACAAAUUAAUCAGAAAGAGAAAGAAAGUUAAUCAGUCAAUAUACAAGCCAAAGACUGUGAGUUAAACAAUCAACUGUUUAAAUCAAAUCAUUCACGCAGUUGAUUAUAAUCAAUGAGAGAGAGAGAUAAAGUUAACCAGAGAUAUGAUAUUAAUCAAUAGCCUAUCAUUUAUCACGAGUUAAUCCAAUCCAUUGAAAUGGUCUUUUGAUUAAUUAUCUUUACCUGAUUAUCAUUACCUGUGCAAAUGAUUUGGUCAACCAAGUGAUUGACAAAAUCAAAGUCUUUGGCUGUAUAAAUAAAAGUUAUAUUCAGAUUUUUGCUCCAUUGUAUCUCCACAUAAUACAACAAUUAAUUGUCCUGAAUGAAGUGUAUGUGUUUUACAUGUUGUCUAAUUAUUAUCAACUAUUUUUGAUUGAACAAAUUUAAAUUACCAGAACCAUAAUUGCAAAUCCAUCACAUGGCAAAUUCAACAACAAGGAUUCAACUUAAAAUCUUCAACAUUUGAAUUUUGAUUAGCAAUAUUAUAUGAUAAAUUUAAUCAUCUUUUUUUAUUUUAUAUAUACAAUUUAUUCAAUGUCAACACCAACACCAAUGAGAGAAAUUAAUUGUUUGUACUCUUGUUACAAUUAACCACCUAACGAUUAACUAUGAUUAAAUCUUUAUUUCUACCGGGA
Messenger RNA from Panonychus citri (citrus red mite), 1411 nucleotides. Its product is annotated as FK506-binding protein 2-like. The record is from RefSeq and is a predicted model, not a curated record. Gene Ontology annotation, molecular function: peptidyl-prolyl cis-trans isomerase activity; calcium ion binding. The coding region runs from base 12 to 665 and encodes 217 amino acids. NCBI's taxonomy places the organism in Eukaryota, Metazoa, Arthropoda, Arachnida, Trombidiformes, Tetranychidae. The transcript has 3 exons.